Molecule: messenger RNA, 372 nt
Organism: Mizuhopecten yessoensis (Yesso scallop)
Lineage: Eukaryota; Metazoa; Mollusca; Bivalvia; Pectinida; Pectinidae
Product: putative metallocarboxypeptidase ecm14
Exons: 2
Coding region: 1-372 (123 amino acids)
Source: RefSeq, a predicted model, not a curated record
AUGACUCUGGACAGGCAGAUGUACCCAGAAAAUGUCCAACAUUUAAUGAGACACUUCAAAGAAGCUACCAGCCAACUGAACGGAUAUCUCCUCGUCGAUUUGAAGCAGUCGACACCAGAAUCAGCACGCAUGCGCAGUGAAGUAUUCAAGGACCAGCCUAUACAAGACACAAAAACCAAGCAGCCUGUAGAGAGGUACAUGCGAAGCGAUUACAAAACCCUUCCUGUCAUACGCAUGUCUCUAGGGAAAUACAGACACCAGAUACAAGAACAUUUGUAUGAUGAUGAUGAUGACGAUGAUGAUGAUGAUGAACCCGCAGAUGAGGACAAUGACUAUGAAGAGGAGGACACUACCUCCGGCAACGACGAGUGA